Molecule: messenger RNA, 3263 nt
Organism: Brassica napus (rape)
Lineage: Eukaryota; Viridiplantae; Streptophyta; Magnoliopsida; Brassicales; Brassicaceae
Product: cytochrome P450 71B5-like
Exons: 2
Coding region: 1192-2697 (501 amino acids)
Molecular function (GO): heme binding; monooxygenase activity; oxidoreductase activity, acting on paired donors, with incorporation or reduction of molecular oxygen
Source: RefSeq, a predicted model, not a curated record
GGAACCGAACCGAACUGAACCAAAUGGUACUCGAAUGUCCACCUCUAAUCAAAUGUAAAAAUGAUUAUUAAUAACAAAAUGCAUAUUGUUUAUAAUAUUUAAGUACAAUAUAUUUUUAAAAAAAUUCAGGGCGCGCGUUAUCAUCGAGUGGAUACAUUAUUAGAUAAAGAUUUGUACAAAAGGGGGAUAUUUGUCCUCUUGUAUUUUUCUUCUUCUCAGUAAUAUGCAUUCUGUCAAAAUAGUAAUGUAAUAUACACAACCAUAACACUAGCAGAGAAUCUUUAUUGUACAUAUCUUUCAUACAAUUAUGUUUUUAUAUUUGUAGCAUGUUCCGAUUUUAGCCAGUCAGCCAUAAUAAUUGACGAUGCACUUUUUGGUCUAGGAGGUUUUGAAGAUUUACUUGUAAGAAUUCUCUAAAAAAAAAAUACAUAGAACUAUUUUGUGUUUACCAAACAUAGGCCUGCGACAUUUAAUCGGAACCGAAAAUUCGAACUGGAUCUGACCCAAAAUGGACCGGUUUGAUUUCGGUCAUAAACUAUUUAUCCAAUAGGUAUUAAUGUUGAUUAUUCAUAGAUAUCGGUUUGGUUUCGGCUUUUACUUGAAACCGAUUGAGAACUCGUGAUGGUUCCGGCGUUUACUCCAGCCAAGAACACAUCCUACUCCAAUGAUAUAAAAAUCAUUUCAUUGUUUUGUAUUUUUAAUAUGAUGAAUACCCGAAGUCUUAUUCGGAACCGACAUGAAUACCCGAAGUCCCAGCCUUAACCAAACAUAUGUGUUGCAAGAGAGGUUACUUGAUUGAAAACACCUUUUCACUUAAAAGUAUAACAGAGUGAAACCUUCUUGUUAACAACGUUAUGUCAAUUUAAGUGGGUUUUUACUCAAAGUAACAUUUCAAUAAAAAUUGAAAUAUACUACAUUUGGACUAACACAAUUUUUAAUACCUUUAAAUAAGCAUUCAGAACAUGAAAUAUACCUAUUACAAGAUAGGAUACACUUAAAACAAACUUCAAUAUAAUAAACAGUUUAUUGUUGACAUAAAAAGAGGAAAAAUAAUUUACUUUAGAAACUUUGAAUUAGUCAAAAAUCCAAUCACAUGAAUUGCCUCUGUGGCUCUAUAUAUUGUCUUUGAGAACUCAUUAGUUACUCCUCACUUCAAACACAAACCAGAAGAAAGUUAGCCACCAAUAAAAAAUGUCUAUCUUCCUUUGUUUCCUCUUAUUCUUCCCUCUCUCUUUACUCUUCUUUAACAAGCUUUCAUCAUCCAAAGGGAAGCUGCCUCCAGGACCGAAGGGUCUUCCAAUCAUCGGAAACUUGCACCAACUUGGAAGAUUUCUUCACAAAUCUCUUCAUAAAAUCUCCCAGGAACAUGGACCGGUUAUGUCUCUCCGGUUUGGGGUAGUCCCUGUGGUCGUUGUCUCUUCCAAAGAAGGAGCUGAGGAAGUGCUCAAGACUCAUGAUCUCGAGACUUGUAGCCGACCUAAAACAGUAGGCACCGGGUUGUUUACUUACAACUUUAAAGACAUUGGUUUCGCUCCUUUUGGUGAGACAUGGAGAGAGAUGAGGAAAAUCGCGGUGCUCGAGCUUUUUAGCCAGAAGAAACUCAAGUCAUUCAGAUAUAUUAGAGAGGAAGAGAGUGAAAUGUUGGUCAAGAAAGUAUCAAAAGCUGUUGAUGAGACACAAAACUCAUCAUCGGUUAACUUGAGGAAAGUAAUAUUCUCCUUCACGGCCAGCAUCAUUUGUAGACUUGCUUUUGGGCAAAACUUCCACGAGUGUGAGUUCGUGGACAUGGAGAGAGUGGAAGAGUUGGUGCUAGAGUCUGAGACCAGCCUCGGCUCCUUGGCUUUCGCUGACUUCUUCCCUGCGGGAUGGAUCAUAGACCGGCUCUCUGGGCAGCAUUCUAAGGUGAAGAAAGCAUUUGCCAAACUCACCAACUUCUUUCAGUAUGUGAUCGAUGAUCACUUGAAGAAUGGACAGCCCCAAGAUCACUCGGACAUCAUCAGCGUCAUGUUGGAUAUGAUCAGUAAACCCACUAAAGGCGAUUCUUUCAAAGUCACUGAUGACCAUCUCAAAGGAGUCAUGUCGGAUGUAUUUUUGGCUGGAGUCAACGCUGGAGCCAUCACGAUGAUAUGGGCGAUGACAGAACUAAGCAGACAUCCUAGAGUGAUGAAGAAACUACAAGAAGAGAUUAGAACAACACUCGGACCUAACAAAGAGAAAAUCACAGAAGAAGAUCUAGAGAAAGCUGAGUACCUGAAGCUAGUGAUCGAGGAAACAUUCAGGUUACACCCACCUGCUCCUCUCUUGCUGCCAAGACUAACAAUGUCCGACGUCAAGAUUCAAGGCUACAACAUUCCCAAGAACACAAUGAUCCAAAUCAACACUUACGCGAUAGGACGUGAUCCCAAAUACUGGACCAAACCCGAUGAGUUCAUCCCCGAGAGGUUUGUCGAUAACCCUAUCGAAUAUAAAGGUAAGCAUUUUGAGUUAUUGCCGUUUGGAGCCGGACGUAGGAUCUGUCCUGGGAUGGGCACAGGGAUCACAAUCGUUGAGCUUGGCCUUCUUAACCUUCUUUACUUCUUUGACUGGAGUUUUCCCGAGGGAAUGACCAUUAAAGAUAUUGAUAUGGAAGAAGAUGGAGCUUUCGUCAUCGCCAAGAAAGUUCCUUUAGAGCUCGUUCCAAUUCGUCAUCGCUGGUGAAGAGAAUGUUAUCAUUUUAAUAAGAUACAUAUUUUUACAUAUUUGUCUAAAUACUAUUGGUGUGGCUUUGUUUUAUCUAAAAUUGUUUUAAGCUUAUCAUUAUCAUGUCUUGUGAUCGGUAUUUUACCAAUAAUGUUUUAAUAAUGUCUACAAUUAAUACAUAUGUUAAUCUAAAGUUUUAUCCUUCAUUUUCUGUUAUUGAGAUGGUCUUUUGAAUGUGUUAUGCUGAUAUAGGCAUCGUUGACAAACAAAAAAGAAGUUGACACGACAUUAAAGUAAUUGCUUCCGCAAGAUUUAAGAAGAAAAAAGGCUUACUAAAGUAUAACUUAGUCACACAACUCACAACGAAUUUAUAAAAAAAUGGUUUUCAAAAGUAUGAAGUCUUCUUUUAGUUACUUGUAAAAUACACUACCAAAUACCAAAACUGUGGAGUCAAAACUUCUAUAAUGUUCUUCAAAGAUUGAACCGAAGUAUUAAUUAUGGUACUUGGACCCAAAAUGUUUUAAUACAUAAAUACUCACUCCAUUUCAAAUCAGAUAUCGUUUGAGUUUUUCCACACAAAUUUA